AUGGUUUCCCAGCAGGUCUCUAAUUGGCUUUUCAAUGUAAUUCAACCACUGUACGAACAUAAGGAAGAAGUUUACGCCCAUGUUUUCCAAUUUUUACAACUACAUUUGAAGAAAAAUCUUAACUUUAAAGUUAGAACGCAAAUCUACACCUCAAGUGGAUCAGGGGAGCCGAAUCUAUUGAUAAACUUAUUUGGCACAAUUCAGAUCAACGAACAAAUCGGAGUGCCCGUUGAAAUUUGGAUUCCUUUUCCGUACCCUUAUGUUGAUUAUGCAAACACAGGUGCACCUAUUGUCUAUAUUGUUCCUGACCACAGUAAAGGUUGGUAUUUGAAACCCAAUAAUAAUGUUGAUACACAAGGAAUGUUUUACCACCCAUAUUUGACAAGAUGGCACAGAGAAUGCUUGCGGUCGAGUCCUGACUCUUUGAGUAUAUUUAAUUUGGUAGAGUUGGGAAAUGUUAUUUAUCAAAGCGUUACUACGGAUUGUCCGAUAACCCUCCAGUCACCUGGUGUUAGCAGCACUCCUCAGAAGCCAGCAAAAGUGCCACUUGAUUUUAAUAGCAAUUCAGCAGAACAACCAUUGAGUUUCCAUCAAGCAAAUACAGACCAACUGGCAGGAAUACCCGUACAGACCACUGGUCCACCAUUACCUGCGAAACCCCCAAAAGCACAAUCCGAUAUUCAAAAUUCCACACCAUUGAAAUAUCAAACGCCUUUGCCGUUGCCACAUGACUCUGGGAAAUUCAAUUAUCCAGAAGAAAGAACAUCGUCUCCAUUACCUCCAUUAGGAUGCAUAAAUCAACAGCCUCGUGGUUCCCCUACAAUUUCAUCUCCUGUUCCCCGAACCAUCACUCCGCCACAACCAUCACCACCAGUUGAUUUAAUUGAUGGUGAAAAUCAAUUGGCUGAAACCAGUACCGGUAACACUAACUUGAGCCAAGAACUAUAUUCUAAAAUUAACACUUUCUUAGGCGAAGAAGAGACAACUAUCAAGGACGUUAAUGAGAAAACCAUGAAAAUUAAAGUCUUAUACGAGCAGUUGAAUCAUUAUUACAGCCUGGCUCUUAAAAACUCAAGUUUUUUAGACGAUAUUGUAAGUCAGCUUACAUCCAAAGUGAGAGAUUUAACACAGCUAAACCAAGAGUUGAGUGUGGUUAAUGAUCUCAAUCAUCAGUUACAAGACAGUGUCGCUAUUAGCUCGACCAAGAAGAUUUCCUUGGAUGAGCUUGUUAUUGCUGAUCUGCCAAUGAUUGAUACCCUCUACAAGGUUAGUGCUGAGAUAAAUAGCAUCAUCGAUACUAUAAAUCUAAUAUCUGGGAAUUUCCAUAACGAACAAGAGAUUGUUAAUGAGAAAAACUUUGACUCUUGUCUUAAAACAACACGGAAAAUGGGUAGAGAACUUUUCUGGCUUCAUUUUAUAAAAUCUGAAAUACAAAACAAGCUCCCAUAG
Molecule: messenger RNA, 1449 nt
Organism: Candida dubliniensis CD36
Lineage: Eukaryota; Fungi; Ascomycota; Pichiomycetes; Serinales; Debaryomycetaceae
Gene: VPS23
Product: ubiquitin-binding ESCRT-I subunit protein
Exons: 1
Coding region: 1-1449 (482 amino acids)
Biological process (GO): protein transport; endosome to lysosome transport; protein modification process
Cellular component (GO): ESCRT I complex
Molecular function (GO): ubiquitin binding
Source: RefSeq, a predicted model, not a curated record